AAGACUAAUAAGGACUUCCUCCCCCCCUUCCCCUUCCAACCUCCCUCAUCAUUCAUCAAUUCAAACAAACAAACCCUUCUUCUUCACUCAUCCCAUUCUUCUUCCCCCACACCCUCAUUUUCUCUCUCCUUCCCCCCAAAAACAAAACAAUGGAAAUCACCUCUAAAUUCAAAGACAGAGAUAAUUCAUCUCCUCUUAACUCCCCCACUAGUUGCAGUAACAGCACCAACAACAACAACAACAACAACAACAGUCUAUCUCCAUUACCCAUUACCAGAUCCGACCCAAAUAGCCCAUACCCAACAACAUUCGUAACAGCAGAUACCACUUCUUUCAAACAAGUUGUCCAAAUGUUAACUGGAUCCUCCGAAAUCACAUCCAACAACAACAACAACAAUAACAACAACAACAACAACAAAAACCACCCAAAACACCAACAACAACCACAACACCACCAUGAAAACAAUCUUUCAAAAACAUUUGUAAUUCCCCCAAUAAAAACAACCCCCAAAAAACAAGGUUUCAAACUCUACGAAAGAAGAAACAGCAUCAAAAACUUAAUUAGUCCAUUAGCAGCAGCAGCAGCAGCACAUAAUAAUAACAACAAUGGUUUCUCUGUAUUAUACUCACCUCGUCAUCAACCAGAGAUUCUUUCCCCUAGUUUACUAGAUUUCCCAUCUUUAACUUUGAGUCCCGUUACACCCUUAGUUGAAGAUCCUUUCGAUAAAUCUUCACCAUCAAUUGGUCGUGGUAUUAUUAAUGCUAAUGCUAGUAACAAUGGAAGUAGUUCUUCAUCAUCUGAAGAAGAAAAAGCUAUUGCUGAAAAAGGAUAUUAUUUUCACCCUUCUCCCAUUUCUACCCCUAGAGAUUCUCAACCUCAGUUACUUCCUCUUUUCCCUCUUUCUUCUCCCAGGUGAGAUAUAUAUUUGAGAUUCAUUUCUCAAAGAUUAUAUAUAUAUAAAUAUAUAUUGUUGUUAUUAUUAUUAUGAUUAUAAUGAUUUCAAUUUUGUGUAGUGAUUUGUAAAACUUUGAUUAUUCCUCACUUUUUAAUGUAAUGUAUGGUGGAUUGGUGGUGGUGUUUCUAUGAGCUAAUAUUUGGGGUUGGGCCCUUUUAUAAUCUAGCGCUCCUGAGUGUCCGUUAGCAGGCUUUAUAUAUAUUUAUGUAGUAGUAUAAUGUGAAUUUUGAUUGAAAAUUGUACAAUGUAAGUCAUGAAAUGAUGAAAUUGUCAUGCACUAGUUUGGAUUUUGUUUUUACUUUGAUAAUAAAGAUCAAUUUGUAUAUUAUA
This is a messenger RNA of Beta vulgaris subsp. vulgaris (sugar beet), 1286 nucleotides long. Its product is annotated as VQ motif-containing protein 4. The record is from RefSeq and is a predicted model, not a curated record. Lineage: Eukaryota; Viridiplantae; Streptophyta; Magnoliopsida; Caryophyllales; Amaranthaceae. The transcript has a single exon. Bases 150 to 917 code for a protein of 255 amino acids.